This is a messenger RNA of Prorocentrum cordatum, 927 nucleotides long. The record is from the annotation of a GenBank genome assembly. Lineage: Eukaryota; Dinophyceae; Prorocentrales; Prorocentraceae.
AUGGCGAGGUCCGCCGCAGGUCGCAGCCCCCGGGCGGUGGGCAGGGAGCAGCCCCCGCACCGCAGGUACAUCGUCACCAACGACCACGUGAUAGGCGAGAACGCCUCGGGCCUCUCGGUGCACCUCGAGGACGACACCACCCUGCCCGCGGAGGUCGUCGGGCGCGACCCGCCGACGGACGUGGGCGUGCUGCGCAUCCCGGCGGUGGGCAGGGCGCUGCCCUCGGUGCCCCUCGGCGACUCGGGCAAGCUGCGGGUGGGGCAGCUGGUCGUGGCCGUGGGGAACCCGCUGGGCUUCGCCUCUUCGGUGAGCGCGGGCGUGGUGUCCGCGCUGGGCCGCUCGCUGAGGUCACAGUCCGGACGCCUCAUAGACAACAUCAUCCAGACCGACACCUCCAUCAACCCGGGCAACUCGGGCGGCCCCCUGGUGAGCUCCAGCGGCCAGGCCAUCGGCAUGAACACCGCCAUCAUCGCCGGCUCGCAGGGCAUCGCCUUCGCCGUGCCCUCCAACACGAUAUCCUUCGUGGUGUCGCAGAUCAUCCAGCACGGACGCGUGCAGCGCGGGUUCUUCGGCAUCGUCGGCGGGGUUCGCCCCGUCCCCCGCGCGCUGCAGCAGCGCCUGAACCUGAAGCUGCCCACGGUGGUCUACGUGCAGGGGCUCGUCCCCGAGGAGGGGGACCUCAUGUUCGAGGCCGCGGGCCAGGCGAUCGGCUCGAUGGACGACCUGUACCGCGUGCUGUCGCAGCGGCCCCCGUCGGCGCCGCUGCAGGUGUCCCUGCUGCGGGGGGGCAGGAUCGUGCGGCCGAUGGUGCAGGUGGAGGUCGACCGACCGCUGCUGCGAACCGGAGGCGGCGCCGCCGCCAGGCCUGGCCUGCCAGCGCCCAGGCCCCUGCGGCCGGUGGCGGGCGACGCGUGGCAGAGGUGGUGA